Messenger RNA from Chenopodium quinoa (quinoa), 2064 nucleotides. RefSeq names its product protein FAR1-RELATED SEQUENCE 5-like. Bases 647 to 2047 code for a protein of 466 amino acids. The record is from RefSeq and is a predicted model, not a curated record. The transcript has 3 exons. Lineage: Eukaryota; Viridiplantae; Streptophyta; Magnoliopsida; Caryophyllales; Amaranthaceae.
CCUCCCCUUCACUCCCAACACCCAGGAAUCAUUCCCCCCAUCAGUGACCUUACCCGAUAUCCUAUCCCCCACCUCGACCCUUCACCCCCUCCGAUUUCCCGACCGCCGCCUUCCUAGAACCCCAUACCCAGGUCAUCACUCUUCCCUCUUUGUCCUUUGACCACGACCACCACCAACCCAGAACGCCAAACCCAUGAUCCCCCUCUCUUUCUCCCCCACCUAGAUCGAAACCCAAACCCAUGACGACCCUCCCUUUCUCUCCUUUGCCAAGACUUAAGCCACAACCCGUGACCCAAACCACCUCCAUUAGGGUUUCGAUUGAGAUGGGGUGGCUGGGGUUAGGGUUUUGGUAGGGAUGAAGAUGAAAAUAAAGUUAUAAGUAGGGUAAUUUUACGCAAUUUCUAUGUUACUCCCGGAGUACCGUCAGCAUGGUACUCCGGGUUCCAAAACAACGGCGUUUCUGCUGCUGGGGCGUUAAGUAUAUAAUCAACCUGCUCUUUCUCCAUUAUCACUUCUUCCCAAUUUUCUCCCUUCUUGAUAUACUUUUUUCCCUCUAUUUUUUCAAUUGCAAAUUUUUCUCUCCGAUUUUUCUCUCAAAUCAAUCACUCUUUUUCCUCUUUUCAUCAAUUACUUUUCUUAAUUGAAUAUGAUUUUGCGAAAUUUGCUAGGUAUUGAGGCCGAUGAUGCUUGUUGUACUGAAUUUGCUCUUGUUGAUUUUGAUGCGGAAAUCAUUGCAGAGCAAGUGGACGACCAUGAAUUUGAUUCAUCAUCAGCAGUUGGUCAACACGUUUACUCAGAAGCAGAUACAUCUGAAUUGCUUGAUGCUGAAGUCAAGGAUGCUGAUGAAGCAUAUAAUCUGUAUAACAAUUAUGCUUAUAGGCUUGGAUUUAGUAUUCGGAAAGGGAAGACAAGGCCUCGAAAUGAUGGGACUGUAUGUGCAAGGGAGUUUGUUUGUUCAAAAGAAGGGUUUAAAAAACAAAGUCUUCCAAAGCGAUAUACUAAGACAGAUUUUAGGACUGGAUGCAAAGCUCAUGUACUGUUUGCUGUUGAUAAGUCAGGUGUCCAUCGUUGUAAAAGACAUGUUAUGGACCACAACCACAAAUUGGUUGAUGUUGAUAAAAGACAUUGGUUAAGAUCUCAAAGAAAUGUAAGUAAGGAUCAAUUGGAUAUGUUCACUUCUUGGAAAGACAAUGGUAUGGGUGUAAGUGAUGCAUAUCGAUUUGUUAGGAAAGAGAGUGGUGGUUUUCAAUCAGUUGGUUGUGUUGUUAAAUAUGUUUAUAAUGCAGUAGGAAAGCAGAAGAGAAAGAAGAUUGAAGGUUGUGACACUAAGCAGUUGUUAAAGAUGUUUGCUGAGAGGCAAGCUAAGGAGACUGACUUCUACUAUGAUUUGGAGCUUGAUGAGAAAGGGCACAUCAUUAGUUUCUUUUGGAGAGAUGGGAUUAUGAAACGAGAUUAUGAAAUUUUUUCAGAUUUGCUAGUGUUUGAUACAACUUAUCGAACCAAUAAAUAUGCCAUGAUUUGUGCUCCGUUUGUGGGAAUGAACCACCGCAAUAAAAAUGUCAUGUUUGGAGUUGGGUUUCUUUUGAAUGAAAAGCAUGAUUCUUUCAUUUGGCUGUACAAUACAUUUCUAAGAUCUAUGGGACAAAUUCAGCCUAUAACUAUCAUGACGGAUCAAUGUCAAUCAAUGGCCAAAGCUAUUUCUAUUGCUUUCCCUAAUUCUUGUCAUCGUCUUUGUACUUGGCAUAUUGGUAAAAAUGCAACAAAGAAUAUUCCUCACUUAAAAGCUUUGAAAGGAUUUAACAGUAUCUUCAACUAUGUCUUGAAGUAUACUGAUACAGAAGCAGAGUUUGAGCAUUACUGGGCAAGGGUGAUCACCAUUUCCGUGUCUCAAAAAUUGAGGGUCACCAUUGAUUUGUGUGAGUUUGUGAUCAAUCAAACUUCAUUUUCUUCACUUAGGUAUUGUUUGGUUUACAAAAGAAUUGAUUUCUUAUGGGCAUUUGUAUCUCAUGGAAAUUUAAAAUCCCACAUUAAAUGUUCUAGGAAUUAACUAAACUUGUGAAAUUU